Molecule: messenger RNA, 585 nt
Organism: Parnassius apollo (apollo)
Lineage: Eukaryota; Metazoa; Arthropoda; Insecta; Lepidoptera; Papilionidae
Source: the annotation of a GenBank genome assembly
AUGGCUGAAUUAAAUCUAGAAAUCCUAAACACUGACAGCAACCCAACAUUCGCAGCUUAUAGGAUGGGCAAGCUUUGCUCCAGUAUCAUAGAUAUAACAGUGUGUUCAGCUUCUUUAAUAAAUAAGAUCAAAAAUUGGAGAGUUGAUGAAACAUUUAGCACUUUGUUAAACCAUAAACCAAUAUUAUAUGUGCUUAAUCUCGAGAAUUCUGUACCACAAAAGACGAUUACCAGCAUGCGAAAGUUCGAUACUAGGAAAGCUAACUGGGCAGUAUUUAAACAAGAACUAACGACAGAAUUAAGUAGCAACCAAGUAAAUAAGGAAAUUAUAGGAAAAAUUAAGACAACACAAGAUCUGGACAUAAUGAUAGAUAAAUAUACGCAAUGCAUUUCAUCGGCUUGUACUAAAGCGAUUCCCUUAAUAACCAAGCAAGCAAAGAAAGUAGCAGCAAUAUGGUGCACUAGAGAACUUAAACUUAAGAAAGAGGAAAUUAUUAGGAUAAGACGAAGAAUUCGGAAUGCGCACCCCAAGAGACGAAACUGUGUCAUAGAUCUCAAUCUCAAAGCAAGAGAAGAAUAUAUCUAG